Molecule: messenger RNA, 1624 nt
Organism: Ixodes scapularis (black-legged tick)
Lineage: Eukaryota; Metazoa; Arthropoda; Arachnida; Ixodida; Ixodidae
Product: venom metalloproteinase antarease-like TtrivMP_A
Exons: 13
Coding region: 9-1439 (476 amino acids)
Biological process (GO): membrane protein ectodomain proteolysis
Molecular function (GO): metalloendopeptidase activity
Source: RefSeq, a predicted model, not a curated record
UAGAAGACAUGUUCGGAACCUUUCAUUGCGCGUUCCUCUCAGGGCUGCUCAUACGCGUCGCCGAUUUUGCUCCUUCGCCUGGCAUAGUCGUCUAUCCAAGGCUUCUUGAGGCAAGAGGACUCGACGCUGAAAAGGUGCUAUACAUUCAAGACGACAUUGUUCUGAGGCUGCAAAAGACUGCAAUACUCUCGGAAAAUAUUGUGUUUAGGGAAAACCUUGAUGGAACAAGAGUCGACAAAAUUAUGAAUGGAAAGGAGCUUGAAGCAAACAUCUAUCAUGAUAGAAAUCGAAUGGCGUCAGUGAAGGUAGAAGAAAGGAACGGCAGUGUCAAAGUGAAAGGAAUCCUAAGUGAUACUCUGAGAAUCGCACCCCUGGAUAUCAGUGCUCGAUCUGAUGACAGUCAAAUUCCCCAUGAGAUAUUUCAAGUGGAACAGCGUGCUGGUAUUAGAGGUAAUUACAAAGUUGGUCCAGAAAUGAAAAGCAGUGAAACUUUUUUUGCGGAACUGAAAAUUGUGGCUGACGGUUAUCACCAAAGUGCCUUCGAAACUCCUCAAGGACUAGUCCAAUAUUUUGCCCUCUGCAUGAAGCUGGUAAACAUUCGUUACGAAGAUACUUCAAAUCCAAGAGUUCAGUUUCUACUCACUACAGUGGAAGUAGCGGAGAAGGAUUUUCCAGAGUUGUUUACUGCUCCUGACGUGGACUGCCCAGGCCGGUCUAUGAAAACAUACAUGGAUCCACUCUUGAUGCUUAAUAAAACUGCAAACGUUUAUGGGAAGAGUGAUGAGGAUGUUACUGUUUUUGUCACAUCGCUGGAUCUUGCCGACAAUUUUGAUGGCACUGCCUACAAUCGCGUUAUGGGACAGACGCGCCUUGGAGGUCUCUGCAAGGACGGAAGGCGCGUUGCAAUCGUGGAGGAUGUUCCACCCACCUACUCUAUGAUUCAAAUUAUUGCGCACGAACUUGCUCAUACACUUGGAGCUGCACAUGAUGGCGAAAAGCCUCUUUGGAGUAUAGCUGAUAAGUUAAAAAGCCGCUGCCAUUAUUCGUCCGGGCACUUGAUGGCACCUUCAACUCACGGAGAAAACAACGGGCACUUUUCCAAUUGCUCUAUUGAACAGAUUGAGGCAUUUGUCGGUACAUUACCCCAAAGCUGCCUUGAUGUGAAAUUGGAGACUUACCACAAGGUGAUAGCGAGCGAACUUCCGGGGAUGAAUUUGAACCGAACGUAUUACUGCCAGAAGAAACACCCAAACUAUCCACGGAUCGUUCCAGAUAACGACGGUUAUUUUAUGCCACGUUGCAAAGUUAUGUGCUGUGCUGAUGGCACAGAACCUUGUUUUGAAGAACUUGCUGUGGAUGGAAUGUUCUGCCAGAAAAACAAGGUAUGCUUCAGGCACAGGUGCGUCGACCCUCCUAACCUUCUCGCCACGAGUCCAUAAUACUCCGUAUCGCUGAUGAACGAACGAAAUGGGAACAUCGAGCAGACGGCAACAUUCACAAGAAUCAAUAUACUGUCUCGGAGAGGUGCUAGUAUCUUCGAGAGUUCACAGAUAUUACUUAUUUUAUAUUGGGCGAAGUUCGCCACAGUUGUACUUAGUUUCUAAUAAAUAAAUCACGUACUUAU